This is a messenger RNA of Colletotrichum spaethianum, 543 nucleotides long. RefSeq names its product putative U6 snRNA-associated Sm-like protein LSm5. Gene Ontology annotation, cellular component: P-body; spliceosomal tri-snRNP complex; U6 snRNP. Gene Ontology annotation, molecular function: U6 snRNA binding. Gene Ontology annotation, biological process: spliceosomal snRNP assembly; mRNA splicing, via spliceosome; nuclear-transcribed mRNA catabolic process. The coding region runs from base 1 to 543 and encodes 180 amino acids. The transcript has 4 exons. The record is from RefSeq and is a predicted model, not a curated record. Lineage: Eukaryota; Fungi; Ascomycota; Sordariomycetes; Glomerellales; Glomerellaceae.
AUGCCCCACUUGAUUACUGGUGGUCGCAUAGUCGUAAACUGCCCGCGUCAAGCUUCAGUUCAGCUUCCUUUCCCACGGCAAGCUUCAGAGCCCAACUUCCAAAAUGGUACGUCGCAGCGCUUCCCCUCGAAACUCAACAAUCUGGCGAUCCAGAUGCGUUUACCCCUCGGCCUCUUGAACGCCGCCCAAGGGCACCCCAUGCUCGUGGAGCUGAAGAAUGGCGAAACCCUCAACGGACAUCUGGUCAUGUGCGAUACCUGGAUGAACUUGACGCUGAAGGAGGUCGUUCAGACGAGUCCGGAAGGCGACAAGUUCGUCAAGAUCCCCGAGGUAUACGUGAAAGGAAAUAAUAUCAAGUACCUGCGAGUCCCCGACGACAUCAUCGACGUGGUCAAGGAGAACCAAGCGAACCACCAGCAAGGAGGCUUCCGCGGUGGUAGAGGAGGAAACAGAGGGGACCACGGAGGCCGCGGCGGUGAUAGAGGUAGAGGCAGAGGCCAGGGCCGUGGAGGACGGGGACGUGGUAACCGUGGUGGCUCAUGA